Molecule: messenger RNA, 534 nt
Organism: Cryphonectria parasitica EP155
Lineage: Eukaryota; Fungi; Ascomycota; Sordariomycetes; Diaporthales; Cryphonectriaceae
Exons: 2
Coding region: 1-534 (177 amino acids)
Source: RefSeq, a predicted model, not a curated record
AUGGCCCAAUCCAAGGUCGACUCGCAGUUCAUCCACGAGGUGACAAAGAAAGAAAACGAGCUCACCGGCCAGCCCGACCCGGUCAAGGGUGGGCCCACCGCUCAGGCCCAGAAGCACGUCGGCGAAAAUGUCGACGGUGGUGUCGUCUCGGAUAUCACCAAGGGUGAGGCCAAGGUCACCCAAAUGGGUGACAUCAUCGCUGGAGGACCUGCUGCCUUCGCCGAGAGCGUGGCUGCCAAAGCUGUCGGUAACCAAGCUCAGACCACCUCAUCUACUCAGCAGGAUGUAAAAUCGGGCGUUCUCGACUCACAGACCAUCUCUCGCAUUACGCAUGCGGAGUCUGAGCUUACGGGUCAGACCGAGCCGGUGAAGGGCGGCCCUACCGCUCAGGCGCAGAAGCACACUGGCGAGACCAUCAACUCCCAGAACCUUCACGACAUCACCGAAGGCGAGAAGAAGGUGACUGGUGGUGAACGUGUUAAGGGUGGCCCCACCUCUACGGCUCAGAGUGAGCUCGCCAAGAGUCGCUCCUAG